AUGGGUCUCCUUGAGCUACCACCUGAGCUUCUGCUUAUCAUCGCGGAUCACCUUGAGUUUCAGAGUGAUUUGAACUCGUUUGCGCAGACCAACCGAUGCACAUGGGCAGCCAUCAAUCGUUAUCUCUAUCGAUUCAACAUCGUCAAUCACCAGGGUCAUGGCAUUAUCAAAGCCACAAACGACAAUCAGCAAAGUUCAAUUCAAUACUUCAUCGAUGCCGGUAUCCGUGGGCUUGAAUCCUGGGACUGCCUGCCCCUGUUUUUUGCUUCCGGACGGGGGUACGACUCGGUCCUCAGCACUCUUCUUGAGGCAGGUGCCGCAUCAGACUUUGAAAUGAUACAAUAUGACCGACUCAUAAGUCCACUGGUAUACGCCUGCACCGGUGGACAUGAGAACGCAGUGAACUUAUUAAUCCAAUAUGGUGCUGAUGUGAAUCUCAACAUCCGUCCUCAGGCUCAAAGCCCUCUUCAUACAGCGGCUUAUUAUGGGCAUGAGUCGAUCGUCAGGGUAUUGAUUCAGCGUGGUGCCAACAUCGAGGCUACCGCUCAGAGCGUCAUCGGCGAUGGCCGGCCCCUUCACUUUGCCCUUCAAGGCAGGAAGCUCGAUGCUUUCCGGAUCUUGAUAGCCAAUGGUGCCACGGUGGACAGUUCUUUUUUUCACUGGGCAGUUAGUGCGGUGGGCAACGCAUGGGAAUUUUUGUUAGCGAUUCUUGAAACUGGCAUAGACGUCAAUUGCCGCGGAGACAAAUUCAGAGCUCCCCUUCACUCCGCUGCUAUGAACGGCGGCACAGACGUCGCCAGAUUUCUUAUCCAGAAAGGUGCAGACAUUGAGGCCAGAGAUGCCUCGCUCAGUACCCCUCUACAUAUCGGUGCGUCCUGGUGCAACACCAAUGUGAUUAAGAUAUUGCUUGAGCUCGGUGGAGCAGAUGUCCACGCACACGACCUAAAGGGUAAUACACCUCUGCAUCUUGUAACGACAGGCCUUGGAGAUCAUGACGAAAUCGGCACUGCGACAAUUCUUGUUGAAAAUGGGGCUUCCGUCGAAUCGCAGAAUAAUCAUCGGGAGACGCCACUUUUUCUAGCUGUGAGAAACAAGUCAGUGGCCAUGACCCAGCUCUUGAUUGAAAUGGGUGCCGACAUUGAGCAUCGUAACAAGCGGGGAGAAACGCCAAUUUAUUGUGCUCUGAGAACACAUUCCAAGCCCAUUAUCCAAUUGCUAUAUGUAGAGGGCUGUGAAACGGAGAUUCAGAACGCUCGCGGAGAAACACCUCUGGAUAUUUCUUCCAAGCAAAAUAUCAGGACGAAUAGGUUCUUUUGCGCGAUGAUGGAUGAAUGUCAUAAACCUCAGCGCGAAGAGUUGGAGGAGACCAGAGAAUUUUGA
This is a messenger RNA of Penicillium atrosanguineum, 1380 nucleotides long. Its product is annotated as ankyrin repeat domain-containing protein. The transcript has a single exon. NCBI's taxonomy places the organism in Eukaryota, Fungi, Ascomycota, Eurotiomycetes, Eurotiales, Aspergillaceae. Gene Ontology annotation, molecular function: protein binding. Bases 1 to 1380 code for a protein of 459 amino acids. The record is from RefSeq and is a predicted model, not a curated record. Gene Ontology annotation, cellular component: cytoplasm.